UCGGGCUUUGUCAGCGCCCUCAGCCUCCGCCGCCGCCGCCCCUCUGCCAGCGCUCCGGCGCCACUCGGCCGGCGGUCUCCGCGGGAGGGAGCGAGGCGGCGGGCGGCCGGGCGGGCGGCUGACGGGGGCGGCCGGCGGUCCUGCGCGCUCGGCGGCGGCGGCGGCUCCAUGGGGUCGGCGUGAGGCGGCCGGCGCUCCGAGGCUUUCCCGCUGCUGCACGGAGGGGACCGUCUCCCGUGGACGGGGUUCCUGGAGAGCGCGGCUGAACAGCUGGCAGUGAUUCCCAUCCCGUCUUCGUUUUCCUUUGUGCAGCAUUCGGGAACAUCCAGAAACCGGGAACAUGAACAGCGUUAGUAACGAAGAGUUCGACUGCCACUUCCUCGAUGAGGGCUUUACCGCCAAGGACAUCCUGGACCAGAAGAUUAACGAAGUCUCCGCUUCAGACGAUAAGGAUGCCUUCUAUGUCGCGGACCUGGGAGACAUUCUAAAGAAACACCUGCGGUGGCUAAAAGCUCUUCCGCGGGUCACCCCCUUCUAUGCAGUCAAGUGCAAUGACAGCAGGACCAUCGUGAAGACCCUGGCUGCCAUCGGGACGGGCUUUGACUGUGCCAGCAAGACUGAGAUACAGUUGGUGCAGAGCCUCGGGGUGCCUCCGGAGAGGAUCAUCUACGCAAACCCUUGUAAACAAGUGUCUCAGAUUAAAUACGCCGCCAGUAACGGGGUCCAGAGGAUGACUUUCGACAGCGAAGUCGAGCUGAUGAAGGUCGCCAGGGCACAUCCAAAGGCCAAGCUGGUUUUGCGGAUUGCCACCGACGACUCCAAAGCAGUGUGUCGUCUCAGUGUUAAAUUUGGUGCCACACUCAAGACCAGCAGGCUUCUUUUGGAACGGGCCAAGGAGCUAAACAUCGAUGUCAUCGGUGUGAGCUUCCACGUGGGCAGCGGCUGUACUGACCCCGAGACCUUCGUGCAGGCCAUCUCCGACGCCCGCUGCGUCUUCGACAUGGGGGCUGAGGUUGGCUUCAGCAUGUACCUGCUGGAUAUCGGUGGUGGCUUUCCUGGAUCUGAGGAUGCAAAGCUUAAAUUUGAGGAGAUCACCAGUGUAAUCAACCCAGCCCUGGACAAGUAUUUUCCAUCAGACUCGGGAGUGACACUCAUAGCUGAGCCGGGCAGAUACUAUGUUGCGUCAGCUUUCACGCUUGCAGUUAAUAUCAUUGCCAAAAAACUGGUCUUAAAGGAACAAACGGGCUCUGAUGAUGAAGACGAGUCGAGUGAGAAGACCUUCAUGUAUUACGUGAACGAUGGAGUGUAUGGGUCCUUUAACUGCAUCCUCUACGAUCAUGCGCACGUGAAGCCCCUUCUGCAGAAGAGGCCCAAACCAGAUGAGAAGUACUACCCCUCCAGCAUCUGGGGCCCGACCUGUGACGGCCUCGACCGCAUCGUGGAGCGCUGCGGCCUGCCCGAGAUGCACGUGGGGGACUGGAUGCUCUUUGAGAACAUGGGUGCUUACACCGUGGCUGCUGCUUCUACUUUCAAUGGGUUCCAGCGGCCGACGAUCUACUACGUGAUGUCAGGGCCGACAUGGCAACUGAUGCAGCAAGUCCAGAACCGUGACUUCCCGCCCGAGGUGGAGGAGGACGCCGGCGCCCUGCCUGUGUCCUGCGCCUGGGAGAGCGGGAUGGAGCUCCUCCCAGCAGCCUGCGCGUCGGCCCGAGUUAACGUGUAGACGCCAUUCCUGUAGCUGUUACGCGAGUGUAGCUUGACUUAAGGAUUGGGGGGACCACUUAACUUAAUGAUUGCUAGUUUGAAAUGUCUUUGUAAGUGGGGGUGACACAGAUGGAACCAGGUGGAAGGCCUAGGCGACGGGGUCACACUUAUGUGUUCCUAUGGAAACUAUUUGAAUAUUUGUUUUAUAUGGAUUUUUACUCAAUUCUCAAACAUGCUACUGCAGAGCGCCCCUCAGCUGCCAGGCAAGCAUUUGUAGCUUGUGUGUUGGCAGAACCAGCUGAGGCCGAGUGCUGUGACCUGUUGAACCAAUAAAGUUCCUUGGAAAUUGGGCA
Eptesicus fuscus (big brown bat) is the source of this 2057-nucleotide messenger RNA. It is a transcript of the gene ODC1, whose product is annotated as ornithine decarboxylase 1. NCBI's taxonomy places the organism in Eukaryota, Metazoa, Chordata, Mammalia, Chiroptera, Vespertilionidae. The record is from RefSeq and is a predicted model, not a curated record. The coding region runs from base 341 to 1723 and encodes 460 amino acids. The transcript is spliced from 12 exons. Gene Ontology annotation, cellular component: cytoplasm. Gene Ontology annotation, molecular function: ornithine decarboxylase activity.